Molecule: messenger RNA, 1735 nt
Organism: Anolis carolinensis (green anole)
Lineage: Eukaryota; Metazoa; Chordata; Lepidosauria; Squamata; Anolidae
Gene: ttc19
Product: tetratricopeptide repeat domain 19
Exons: 9
Coding region: 1-1299 (432 amino acids)
Biological process (GO): mitochondrial respiratory chain complex III assembly
Cellular component (GO): mitochondrial inner membrane
Molecular function (GO): protein binding
Source: RefSeq, a predicted model, not a curated record
AUGACGCUUUGGCGGUCGCUCCUGCUUUCGCUUCCGAGGAGAGGCCGCUUCCUACGGGCGGCGGCGGCGGCGGGGAAGCGCGGCCUGACGCAGCCGGGGCCUCGACCAAUCAGAGGCGCGCCGGAGGGGAGGCGCCGCGCUGCCAUUGGAGGAACCGCUGCCAUUCUGGGCGGCUUCGGCCUAUCAGCCUUUUCUUUAUUCUCCCAAGAGGCCGAGCAGGAGGAAAAGGAAGGGAAAGAGGAAGAGGAAGCCAAGGAAGGCAAACAGGAAGAGGAAGCCAUCAUCUUCCUGCUCAAAAAGGCCAAGCUCAGCAUCAUGAAGGGAGAGAUGGAAGAGGCCGAGAGGAUCCUCCAUGAAGCGGCCCGGAUGGCACAAAAGACCGAAAACACAGCCGCCCUCAUCUACACGUAUGACACGAUGGCCAACUUGGCUUUGUCGCGAGGCCAAAUGGAGCAGGUAAGUUUCCACAACGACGAGCAGCAGAAGCGGAGGCCAAAUGGAGCAGGCGGAAAAGCUCUUCAAAGCCACCAUGAGCCACCUCCUUGCGGGAAACAUGAAGGAGGACGACAACGCCGUCCUCGAGAUCUCCCUCAAGCUGGCCAGCAUCUACGCCGCGCAGAAUCAGUUACGGUUGGCGGUCCUUUGUUCUUUCUUUGCGAGCGCUCCUCUCGGUUGCCGUUGUCUUAUUGCGAUUUCGUGUUUUCGCGGGACAGGGACACGUUGGCGUUGGCCGGCUACGAGUUCUGCAUCCUGAGCCUGGAGGAGAAGGUCGCCCGACAGAAGGACCGGCCUCAGGAUGCUCUCCCGGAGGAGGAGCGGAAGGACACGCGGCUGCUGCUGGGCCUGAGCCUGGACUCCUACGCCCGCUUCCUCCUGGCCCGGGGCCGGGCUUCCGCCGCGCAGAAGAUGUACGUCCGGGCCUUGCGCAUUGCGGCCGAGGAGCAAGGCCAGGCCCACCCGCAGACGGUGGUUCUGAUGAACGACUUGGCCACGGCUUUGGACGCUCAGGGCCUCUACGAGGAGGCCUAUGCCCAGGCCAAGAGGGCGGCCGAGCUGGCCCGAGAGACCGGACAUCCCGAGGCCCACAUCGUGCUGAACAACCUGGCGGGGAUCCUGAUGCAUAAAGAGGAUUAUUCCGGAGCCAAACGAGUCUACCACGAAGCCCUGAAGCGGGCAGAGAAAAGCGGAGACGACGCGUCUGCCGAAUACAUCAGAAAGGAAUUACUGGAACUGGCCAAAAGGAAGAAAAGGCGGUCGGAGUCGCCGAAGGAGAGCGGAAAAGUUGCCGGAAGGGAGUGAUAUAUCUACAGAUCGGGACACGACAGAAACUCUUGGAAAAUAAGUCUGAAAUGUUCAGGAAUUCGGAUUCUAUAUAUAUAUAUAUAUAUAUAUAUAAACAUCAACGGUUUGUUGCCGCAUGUCCAGACAUCAACGAGAGUUCGAGACAGUGAUGCUUCCAUUGUUCUUGGAUGAUACUGAUUAUUUGGAUGAUAUUACCCUCCCAAAAAGCAAGCCAACCAGGACGGACCCUGGGGUAUAAAUCAUAAAUAUAUAUUUCCAAGUGAUUUUUUAAUUUUGUGGCAAAUCCAAGUGCACGGGAAAUGAAAAAACGGGUUUGGACAGAAUGCAGGAAAGUUUCAGGAAGAUGUGUACUGGACAUAUUAAGUUGUGGAAAAUCACAUGUAUGUAUGCUUGGAUGCAGCAAGCAAUAAUAAAAGCAUAGGAACCUCAGAAA